Molecule: messenger RNA, 3639 nt
Organism: Mesorhabditis belari
Lineage: Eukaryota; Metazoa; Nematoda; Chromadorea; Rhabditida; Rhabditidae
Source: the annotation of a GenBank genome assembly
AUGGAACGAACCAUUUAUGCACCACGUCCAUUCACCCGCACUCCUCGAAGUUAUCGUUCUCUCACUCAUGUUGAUCCCAACUCGAGCAUAAAGUCUUUUGGCAGUUUAAACGCUUUGCCAAAUUUUGAAAAAGACGACGAUCGUAACUCAUUAGCCUCGAGUGCUCAAUCUGAACUACUUAGAACUGAUCUGAACGAUCUGCGCUCAUUUUUUCGUCCCUCGGGUACCUUCAUACUGAACUCUUUACGGGAGUCGGCCGAGGACAGCCGCCGCUUUGGUCAGCCACAGACAGGGACCGCCUCUGUUAGCUCUGUCGAUCAAUUUUCGGUAGAUAGCCAGCUUUCUUCCCGGGCCUCCUCACCACCGAACAUGAACCGGUACCCACCGCCUAUUGGAAGACCUCAGUAUAUUCACCAACCGAACUAUGCUAAUGGCAUUCAUUCACCAGGAUAUCAGCUAGAACACGGCAAUGGUACAUUCUUCGAUGAGCCAGUUUACAAUAACCGACCCAUUGUGCAUUAUGGGGAUCCGCCUCCAAGGUCAUUCAAGGAGGACGAUUUUCUUCAAAAGCUCAAACAACAACGAUUGCAGGUUGAGACAUUGAAUAACCGUUAUGACGAUCGUGCUCAAUAUAAUCAUGGAGCUAAUAAUAAUCCAUACCCGAAUAAUGUGCAAACAGUUGCUGAAGAUUUUGACCCUUGGGAACAUAAAUCCGCCAACUUGGAUUCGACAUUUAGCAGUCAAUUUGAAAACGAUUCAACUUUAGAUAGAGCUUACAAUAGAGCCUUGCACAAAACGAAAUCUGAUUCCCAUGUUCUUCAUGAGCCAAAUGGUUUUCGAAAUUCCUUCCAGCAAAAUACUUGGAAUAAUCACUACAACGGUCAGCAACCUAACGCGUUUUAUUCUCCUCAGCCAGGGCAACAUGAAAAUUUCCCACAAGAUUCGCCAAAUUUCGCGCAGCAGAAUGAUCGAUUCUCUGCCCCACAGCAACAAAGAGUCAUUCCAAUUCAGAUUGCAGACAAUUCGGCUAGAGACUUUCAAUAUUCAAGUCCACAGAGCACUUUUGAGGAUCAUAGAAGUUGGGGACCACCUAGAGAAAAUCCCAUGUUUAGAUCAAUGCCUCAACUGUAUCAUACUCAAAGAGCUAUGCCUGAGCGAAAUGCUUUCUCACCACCUCCCCGGGCACCCCAACCACAGAUUGCUCGUCCAUAUCCAAUUCAGAAUAUUCCUUCUCAACUCUAUACUCCGCUUAGGCCUCCGCCAAUACCUCCUCCACCGGUCAACUACAUUGGCCCCUUGGGUCCAUCGGCGGGCCCGGUUCAUAAAUCUCAAAGCUUUCAGGAACACGCUUUGAAUCAGCAAUUCUCUCCGACAAGAGAACAUCCUUUGAUUCCCCGACAUGUGCAUGAGGAGAUUUUGAAUGCCAUUCCAAAUAAGCCCAUCAGACACCCGCCAGCUAUUGCCAAAAGUCUCCAACCGGCGCCAGUUGUUAGUCAUCCAUCCAUUGUUCGUCAACCGCAACCACCUCCAGAUGAUCCGAUUCCCCAUUCUCCUAUCGGCUCUCAAUAUUAUGGGGCACCUACCAGUCCAUCUAGAAACUCGGCAAUUCAAUUGGGUUCGGCGACUGAGAUCGGAUACGUCAAUCAUAACAAUGAAAAUGUUAUGAGUGCCUCGUAUCCGGCCCCCAAUGGAAAUCUCAAUCGUUCUUUUGCUAUCGUUUCUCGUCCCAUUUCACCACAAGCAACGAUUGUUCAACCAGUUCAACCUCAGUUGCAAAAGGCGGUUGUGGAACAAAUUCCAAUGAAACAACCGGUGACGAUAGCUAAUGUUCUACCAGAUUCAGAGUCAAAUUUUCAAGUCCAAGCUUUACCUAUUCAACAUUAUAAAAAUGAAGUAAACGGAAAUUACCAACAACCCCAAGCGUCUCCAAUUUCGACCGUUGAAGGGGGAGUUCCAUCUCCCGCUCAAAUGUCGGCUUCACCCAUUGGAUCGGUUUAUGAUAAUCAAACGGAUGAAGAACAACAAGCUAUUAGAUCACCAAUUAGAGUUAUCCCACGCCAACGCUUAUUCUCUCCUCCUCCGCCGAGUUCUUCGGCUAAUUCUACCCUCACUCGUCCACCUAGUAUUCUCAUUAAAGAGAAAGAACGGGCUGAAGUUGCUCGGGCACAGAAGAAAGUAGCUUUUAAUAUGCUUGAUAGUGAGGAUGAUGCAAAAAAUAAAAAACCACUCGGUUGGGCUGAUCUUGGUCUUUCGAUUUAUGAUUGCUGCACACCGUGCGUUGGCACCAGUUUAGAAGGCAAUGCGGUAUCGGCGGCGGCUGGUGAAGCGCCGGCACACAUUAGGGAAUACGACAACAAUCUCGAACAGCCACUCGCCAGUUUCCUACAACUCAGCGAGAAAAUUGGCGGAGAUUGUCUCGAAGCGGCCAAACAAUUUGUUUCUAUCUUUGAACUACAACGUGCUUUUCUUUGGAAUGCGGCUGGACGAGCAGAACCUGAUCAAGCAACUUUCCAAAACAUGCUGAAGCCAAUUAUGGAUAAAAUGCAAGCUCUUAAUCAACUCAAGGAUUCGAAAAGAAAAGAAGAACAUUUCAAUCACAUCUCGGCUCAGGCGGAAGCGAUUCAAGCAAUUGGAUGGGUUGCACAGAAACCAACACCUGCCCCAUUUGUCAAGGAUAUGCUCGAGGCUGCGAAAUUCUUCACCAACAGAGUGCGCAAAGAUUACAAGGAUAAAGCUCCUCUUCACGUUGACUGGGUGGUGGCGCUCGAGGAAAUCAUCACAAACCUCUACAAUUUCGUGAGGAAAGUGCACACAACUGGAUUGAUAUGGAACUCGGCUCCGGGAUCUGUGGCACCAACUUCAUCUGGUGCGCCAUCAGCGGGUGGACCUCCACCUCCUUCAGGACCUCCCCCACCACCACCCCCACCAAUUCCAGCAGAUCUCUUUGCGCCAGCUCCGGCAGCCAAAUCGGGUGAUGAUGCGAAAAGAGAUGCGCUGUUUGCCGAGCUCAAUCAGGGAGAAGCGAUCACGGGCAAAUUGAAGAAAGUGACGGCUGAUAUGCAGACUCAUAAGAAUCCGAAUCUUCGUGCCGCGAAUGUUGUUCCUGCUGGCUCUGCUACGAGUGGCUCGGCUUCUCCAACUAAAGCACCAGCUGCCGUUCAAAAACCACCGAAGCUGGAGUUUGCAGAUGGAAAACAAUGGAAUGUGGAGUACUUCAAAGGUGACCCGAACAUAACCGUGAAUGUCACCGACAAGAAGCACACCGUCUACAUCUUCAAAUGUGAGGGAUGCACCGUUAGAAUCAAUGGAAAGUGCAACUCUGUGACGCUGGAUCAGUGCAAAAAGACGGCCGUCGCUUUUGAUGGAAUCGUGGCGCAAGUUGAAACGAUCAACUGUCAAUCGAUUCAACUGCAGACUCUUGGAGAACUACCGACUGUGUCAAUUCAAAAAACCGACGGAUGUCAAAUCUACUUGUCUGAGGCUUCCGUUGGAGCGGAAAUCGUCACUUCAAAGAGCUCAGAAAUGAAUGUGCUUGUGCCCGGAGGUCCUGAUGGUGAUUUUAUCGAACUACCGAUUCCCGAACAAUUCAAAACGGUUUUCAAAAAUGGAAAGCUCGAGACGACUGUUUCCGAUAUUUGU